AUGGAGGUCUCGAACGUUCUUUCCGAAAUCGAUGUUGCUUGUAAGAAACAAGACGGAAAAGGGUGUCGAGAUUUGGUCGUAAAGAUCAAGUCGUUGGCGAAAGAGAGUGAACGUAACAAGCGUGGCAUUGUUUCCAAUGGGGCAUGCGGUGUUUUAUCAGAAGCUUUCCAGGCGUUUUCCAUGGCGUCUUCUUUUGAUGAAAACGAUGAUAUUUUGGAAGAGAUAUUGUCGGCUUUAACCAUAAUGUUCCCUCUCGACGCACAGGCCAAGGGUUUCUCCGGAUCAGUCUCGGCCAUGCAGUGUUUAAUAUGGUUUUUAAGCAGCAGAGACUUGUCCAGAAGAAGAAACACAGUUCUGGUACUAAAGGAGAUUGUUUCUUCAUCUUCAUCAGACAAUCGAAGAAAAGUGAACGAAUUAUCACAGACAGAAGGCGCCAUUGAAGCAUUUUUCAAGCUGAUUAAAGACCCAAAUUGUCCAUCAUCUACAAAAGCUGCUUUACUCAUCAUUUACCAUAUCAUCACAUCAUCUUCAACAAAGGAGAAACAAGUGAGGAAGCUAGUAAAUUUAGGCACGAUAUCAUUGCUACUUGAGACAUCGUUAGACGCCGAACGGAGCACAUGCGAGAAGGCGUUGGGCGUUCUCGACGGAAUAUGCGACACCGAGGAAGGGAGACGAAUGGUCUGCGACAAUGCCUUGAGUAUGCCGGUUUUGGUUAAGAAAAUCCUUAGAGUUUCCGAUUUGACAACCGAGUUUUCUGUGUCUGUGUUGUGGAAACUCUGCAAGAAGGGAGAAAUGGAAGAUGAUAGAAGUGUCGUAUUUGAAGCUCUUCAAGUGGGCGCUUUUCAAAAGCUGUUGCUGCUUUUGCAGGUCGGGUGUGGUGAGAAAACUAAGGAGAAAGCUUCGGAGGUGUUGAAGACGUUGAAUCUUCAUAGAAACAAAAUGGAAUGUGUUGAUCCCAUGGAUAAUUUUAAGAAUCUCAAAAGGUCAUUUUAA
Molecule: messenger RNA, 993 nt
Organism: Hibiscus syriacus
Lineage: Eukaryota; Viridiplantae; Streptophyta; Magnoliopsida; Malvales; Malvaceae
Product: U-box domain-containing protein 21-like
Exons: 1
Coding region: 1-993 (330 amino acids)
Molecular function (GO): ubiquitin protein ligase activity
Source: RefSeq, a predicted model, not a curated record